UAGAAACUAUAUCAAUUCAAUCACUCAAAGAUAGACUUGUGAAACAAGUUGAAAAUGCUCAGUUUAAUAUUCCAUCAGAUUUUAUUUUAAAUACAACGUCUAAUUCUUCAAUUUCACUUCGAUCAAGAGUAGAUCCACUUGCUUCAUUUGGAAAUUUUCAAAAUACAAAUCUUUCAAGAUCAAUUUCACUUUCAAUUAUUGAUCAGAAUGGAAAUGAAGUUUCUUUUGAAGCCCAUCAGAAUAAUCCAAUACAAAUGAUUAUUCCUCGCGAUCCAAAUGUAUUAAUUCCAUCAAUGUAUUUACAAAAUGUUACAUCAAUUAAUUCAACUAUUAAUAAUUUAUUAUUCAAUUAUCAUUAUAUUAAUAUAACAAGUUCACUUCCAAUUUCAGUUCAUUUUGAAAUUCAUUCUUUAAAUCGAAGUCUUGCUUAUUUAUUUAUUUAUAAAUUUGAUCAAACACCACAAUUAAAUAGUUCAAUUAAUCUCAUUGAUAGAUGGACAAUUUUUUGUCCUUUCAAUUUAACCAAUGAUGAUAUAUAUCGAUAUUUUAUUGAUAAUCAACAAACACCUGGUCAUCAAUCAUUAAUAUUUGGAAUAAGAGAAUUAAAUUCAACAGAAAUUAAUAAUUAUUGUUUAUAUAAUUCUUCAAUAAAUACGUCUUUACCAAUCACCGAUGAACCAUAUGACUUUACAUCAAAUUAUGAACUUCGUAUAUAUACAUCAGGUUGUUAUUAUCUUGAUGAAAAUUAUCAAUGGAAAUCAGAUGGAUUAACAGUUGGUCCUUUGACAAAUCUGCAUGAAACAGAAUGUCUUUCAACCCAUUUAACAUCAUUUGCUGGUGGUUUUAUUGUUUUACCUGCACCAAUUAAUUGGAGUUAUGUUUUUGCAAAUGCUGAUUUUAUGAAAAAUAAAACAGUUUAUUUAACAGUGAUAAUUACUUCAAUAUUUUAUAUUAUUUUACUGAUUUAUGCACGAUUUGAAGAUAAGAAAGAUUUUGAAAAAUUGGGAGUAACACCAUUAGUUGAUAAUAAUAAAUCUGAUCA
Messenger RNA from Adineta steineri, 1042 nucleotides. Lineage: Eukaryota; Metazoa; Rotifera; Eurotatoria; Adinetida; Adinetidae. The record is from the annotation of a GenBank genome assembly.